This is a messenger RNA of Hordeum vulgare subsp. vulgare (domesticated barley), 806 nucleotides long. RefSeq names its product serine/arginine repetitive matrix protein 1-like. The coding region runs from base 80 to 601 and encodes 173 amino acids. The transcript has 2 exons. NCBI's taxonomy places the organism in Eukaryota, Viridiplantae, Streptophyta, Magnoliopsida, Poales, Poaceae. The record is from RefSeq and is a predicted model, not a curated record.
UUUCAACACCUCGUCGGCACGGAACACCGCCCAAGGUCAAGAGUCAACCCACCCAACCACCGAUCUCCGUCUGUCGACCAUGGGAGCCGGCCAGGACCCGGAAGCCGGCGCCGCCGACGGCGGCGAGAAGAGGAUGGCCCACUCCUCCUCCUCGGGCCCGCUCCCGCCGUCGGAGCCGCCACACCUCCGGGGCCAGGACCCCGCGCAGUACCAGUACGGCACCUUCCACCCCCCGCCCCCACUCGCCCGUCGGCUUCCCCCAGCCUGCCCCGCCCGUCGGCUUCCCCCAGCCUGCCCCGCCCGUCGGCUUCCCCCAGCCUGCCCCGCCCGUCGGCUUCCCCCAGCCUGCCCCGCCCCCCGGCUUCUCCGCCGCCGGCUACCAGCAGCAGAAGCAGCCCUACGCGCCCGCCGACCCGUAUUACUCCCAGGGGUACCAGACCGGCCCAAGCACAGGAGCCAAGAGAAAGGGAUGGAGAUCCACCGCGACCGGACCGAGCAGGCGGUCAAGCGGCGCGCCCAGAUAGCCGUCCUUGUGGAGCUGCGCCCAGAUCGGCCAUGGCGCGACCGAGCAGUUGAGGAGGGAGGGAGAGUAGGACUGUAGGAGUGCUCCAGCUGCUCCUAUGCCCCAACCACGGCGUCGAUUCCACCUCGGCCACAACAAUAGCACCGACAGCCAUGUGCUUCUUAUCUCCCUCCCCUCGCCCCUGUUUGUUUAGGUUUGGCAUCUCCCUUCCCUUACUGCCUGAUGCGCGAGGAAGACUGAAUCUUUCCUCCUUCAAGGUCGGUUUCCCGCUACUCCAACCCUA